UGACAAAUUUAAAAAUAUUUUCAAUCAAGACUGUGUCCGCAAGAUCUUGUGUAUUUUAAUAUUUGACAGAUGUCGCUUACUAUCUGUUGCGCUCUAUGUGUUCAGCACAUAACUUGCAAACUUCGUCUUCCUGGUGGCUAGCAGAUGCUAGCACUUAGGAAACAGACUUGUUUAUUGUUGACAUUUGGUGUUUUUAUUUUAUAUUAUAUUUUUGAACGACACAGUUGAAGAACUUGUUACGCCAAGAAAAAGUUAUUUUUAUACAUUUGUUUUGCGUGGCUUAAUUUUCACAAAAUAAACCUUUUUGAAAUAUUGGUAAAGUUGGUUUAAUUAAAUAAAAACUGAAGAUAACAAUUUCUUACAAAAUUAAGGCUCUAUGGAGAAUAAUUGGGAUUUUUAUAAAAAAUCUGAAGUGAAUAACUCUGACGGUGAUGAUAAUUUUUGUAAUACAAACAAAAGUAACAAAUCAAAAUGGUGGUCCAUACCCGAGCCAAUAUUAUUUCGAAUAUAUUGGUUGCUGCCAAUAAAGGACUUACUCAAUGCAGGAGCGACUUGUAAACGAUGGUUCACCCUCUCAAAUGACGAACUUAUGUGGAAACAGAAAUUUUUACUUCAUUAUAAAGUGGAUCCUACAAUAGGGCUCAAACCGGGAGCUGAAUCAUGGAAAAGUGAAUAUAAACGUUUAAACUGGAAUAUACCUUUUGUUCAGUCGCAGCGCCUCGAAGCCCACACACAUCAAGUGCUCCAUGUUAGUUUUUCACACAAUGGGCAAAUGUUUGCCACUUGUUCAAAGGAUGGUUACGUAAUAGUCUGGAAUUCAAGUCAUCCUUGUACAGAGAAGUAUUCGCACAACAUGAAGCAAUUCAGCUGGAAAUAUACUCAAUAUUCCCAGUUUAAUCAAAGUGAUACCCUUCUCCUCGUAUCUGGUGUACAUUUCGGAUCACCAAUUAGUACAUCUGGAGAAAUCGCAGUCUUCACUGUGGAAGGAAAAGACGGAUCACGUUUACGUUGUCGUGUAGUUAAUCGCCCAUAUGAUAUAUUUGGUACAUGGUUCAGUGACCAAUACCUAAUAUCUGGAGAUUUACAUUGGCUGGCUCAUCUGCUAAGUUACUCUGAACUAUGGUUAAAUAAAGCAAAUCAGGAAAUUGAUUCGGAGCAUGUACCUAUUAUGAACAAGUUGUAUAAAUUCUAUAACACAAAUGCUAGUUCCGUACGGGCUUUAAUGGUAGCUAAUUGCCCGUGGUUAGAUGAUUCAAAUAACCCUUUGGUCGAAGAAGUUAAACUUAGCAACUCAAAGCAGUCUUUUGGUGAAGUGUUAGUUAUAAAUGAAACGGAACCCACACCAACAACUUCUGCAGGAAAUCCACUUUCUCAUGCAGCCACAGUACGAAGAUCACAACGUAGUGUUACACCCGAGUAUUUAUUAAACAUACUUCAACACAAGGCAUCGACUUCCACCAACACCAUUACUUCAUUUGGAAAUAUUUCAAACCAUAACGACUCCACUAUUCGUUAUUUAGAAGAGUAUCGGCGUGAAUACCCUACCGAAAAUGAAGGCCACUCAUCGGAGGAAUCUGAUGACGGUUUGGAUUUUACGGAUGACUACGAUGAUGAAAUGGAAAGCUCUGUACCCAAGUACUUAAUAUUCUCAACUGGAUCGAAAACUUAUACACCACACCAAAUAGGAAUUAAACGUAUACGAAAUGUAACAUUUCCAAAGAAACUUGAUCCCGGACCUUCACUAAAAGAAAGAAUUGCCGCAAAAAAGGCCGCCGAAAGAGAGAACCAAUUGCGAGCUGAUCCUGAUUGGUGGAAUUACGAUUCUAUUGCUCAUUUAUUUGACAAGGUAGACAAAGUAAUAGACUUACAUGGGCACAUUAUUGGUAUGGCGUUAAGCCCUGAUAAUCGUUAUUUAUAUGUCAAUACCCGACCGUGGCCAAAAAAUUAUGUGAUAACUAAUGCGCUAGAACCACCUCCAAUUGCGCAGGAAAUAGACAUUCAUGUUAUUGAUUUAAUGACCUUGAAACGUGUGGGUAACAUGUUACGUGCCCAUAAAGCAUACACUCCAAGUACAGAGUGUUUUUUUAUAUUUCUCGACGUAUGUGAAGAUUAUGUUGGCAGCGGCGCGGAAGAUAUGCAUGCAUACCUUUGGGACCGAUAUUAUGGUAUAUGCCUUGCGAAAUAUAGACAUGCUGAUGUAGUAAAUAGCGUUGCAUUCAAUUCUCGUGACUCGGAAAUGCUCGUAACGACCAGUGAUGAUUACACAAUUAAGAUUUGGCGCUCUCGAGCAAAGGCAAAACAAUUCAACAUCGUAUCAAAAAAUCAUAAUGAGGCUUUUGAAUUAAAAAAUACUUUUAUAUAACGCUUCAAAGAAAAGUAAUAUACGUAAGUACUUAUGUUUGGAUAAAUUAAUUCUAAAUCAAUUCCUUUAGCGUUUGAAAGGCAGGAUUGCGCGAUUUUUCUUCCAAAAAUAGAGUGCAUUAAAGACGCAACAAGUCGUUUUUAAGUAUUCUCAUAAAAAUUUUUUAGAGAAUUUGUUAAUAAAUACAUAUGUUCCUUAAACAUUAAAUAUACGGAACAGAAAUGACGCAAUAAGUUUGUUGAUAAAUUUUUUACUUUUAUUUAUGUUUGAUAAUUUAAAGUAUUUCACUUAAUAAAUUUUUAAUAUGGUGUGAAAAAUGUAAAUUGUUAAAUUUUUGGUUCAAUAUACCAAUGUAACAGACGUGCAAAUAAACCCCAACCGAAAAAACAAA
Molecule: messenger RNA, 2753 nt
Organism: Bactrocera latifrons
Lineage: Eukaryota; Metazoa; Arthropoda; Insecta; Diptera; Tephritidae
Gene: Fbw5
Product: F-box/WD repeat-containing protein 5
Exons: 7
Coding region: 377-2362 (661 amino acids)
Biological process (GO): protein ubiquitination
Cellular component (GO): SCF ubiquitin ligase complex; Cul4-RING E3 ubiquitin ligase complex
Molecular function (GO): protein binding
Source: RefSeq, a predicted model, not a curated record